AUGGUGGCUGGGACCCGCGCUACACGUACUCUGAGGGCCGACCCAAAGUUUAUGGUCUGCACCGGGCACCUGAGCGCGCAGAGGAGAUGCUGGAGGCCUUUCGCCAGGAGAUCCCUUCUCUUCCUCGACAGCGGCCGCCCUUUGCAUGUCGGCCUUGUCCCGCGUGUUGCUUGUCUUUCUCGUCAGUCUGCAUCUCAGCUUGGCUCAGGGCAGGCCGCAAGAGAUUUCCAGAGGGAGUUCGACAUUAGUGGGGAAGAGAAUGAGAUCGUGACCAAAGUUGGUGACUUCAAGGAAUCCCACUGGGCAGUCCCAAUUGCCGGGACGCUGAAGCUUUUCAAGGGCUGCAUCUACCGCUGGACCCUCCGACUGGAGCACAUCUGCUCCACCCGUCCAGAAAUGCAGAUCGGAGUUCAUGCGAAAGAUCAUCGCCGUCCCUGGCGGCUGAUGACAACUACUCGCUGCUCCCGUGCUCGUGACGAGGAUCCUUGGCAAGAGCGUCCAGGUGGCGACCGGAUGUUGAAGGAAGGCGACUUUGUGCACGUCGAGGUGGAUCUUCGUGGCUUGCACCUGCCCUUCGGAACUCUGGCGUUUGCCAUUAACUCCGAGCCGGCAGAGAUAGUCUUCGAUGACAUCGCUUUGUCAUCAAGCAUGCACAUGAUGCCGGUGGUCUGCAUGGGCAGUGAUGGAUCCAGAGUCCGUGUUUGCCCCGCCUUCUGA
This is a messenger RNA of Symbiodinium sp. CCMP2456, 717 nucleotides long. NCBI's taxonomy places the organism in Eukaryota, Dinophyceae, Suessiales, Symbiodiniaceae. The record is from the annotation of a GenBank genome assembly.